Molecule: messenger RNA, 4192 nt
Organism: Ceratina calcarata
Lineage: Eukaryota; Metazoa; Arthropoda; Insecta; Hymenoptera; Apidae
Gene: NLG-4
Product: neuroligin 4
Exons: 6
Coding region: 166-1158 (330 amino acids)
Source: RefSeq, a predicted model, not a curated record
AGUGUAUAAACAACAAUUUACGUUUUUGCUUGAAGGAAUCCAAACGUGCUCGAUCACCACGUUCGGAACGACACGAACCUGCUCCUCAGCCGUGAGAAGAACCGUUUCCGGAGUUUGACGUGGGAACAGUACGACCCGGUGCACCAAAAGUACCUGGAGAUCGGCAUGAGACCGAAGAUGAAGAACCAUUACAGAGCUCACCAAUUGUCGGUGUGGCUACGCCUCGUUCCGGAGCUGCACCGCGCGGGAAUGGAGGACGUGGACGCCAGGCACAAUCUGUUCCGCGGCCACUCGGACCCGAGCCUGUACGACGGAUCGGUACGGCCGGAUCCAUCGAGCAGAAUCAGCGAGGAAUUCAAAAGGAAGGGCAACAUCACCACCGAGCCGCCGACCACCACCGAUUACAAUGCCGCCACUACCUGCGCCAGCGAGAUUCAGAGCACAAAUCUGCAGAACGUUCAUAACGCCAGCACGGACACCCUAGCUAGUCUUGACGCAGCUGGGUAUGCAGCGUACUCGACAGCUUUGAGCGUGACGAUUGCGAUUGGGUGCAGUUUACUGAUUCUGAACGUGCUGAUUUUCGCUGGGGUGUACUACCAGAGAGACAAGACUCGACUCGAGGUGAAGAGUCUUCAGCAGCAACAAAUGUUGAAUCAACAGUGCGGACCGCGGGGCUUUUCCGAGCUGAAACAACCGCCGCCGCCGCAUUCUCAUUUCCCCGGCAGCGGGCAGGUGAUCGUCGACGUCGAAAACGAGAUGCUGAGAAGUGCAGCGAUCGAUGAGGAGAAUCGAGACAUUUAUCACGAGCGUGAAUUAAAGUUGGAAGAAAUUCUCAAGUGGAGCGGGAACGUUAUGAAAGGCCCUCCGAAUGAUCCCAACUCGCUUCUCCAACAAGGCCAGGGAACUCACACGUUGCCUCAUCAACACCAUUAUCAAAAGCAACAUCAGCAACAGCAUGCCACUCUUCCCCGAGCUUCCGUCAUACAGGACAUGAAUGCACAAACCCAAGGUCCACCAAACGGGUCCAUACAUAUGACAGUGCCAAGAGCACCACCACCCCCUCGAGCAAAGAGUCCACCCGAGAACCAGCCCCUGUUGCAGAGCGCAACCGUGUCAAGUCGCGUGUCCCAGGCUGCUAUGAGCGAGAUGCGAGUGUGAUGCUUGGACCCCCCUCCGAAGCCGGUCGUGCCGGACGUCCUGACGGCAUCGACGUUGCUUUAAGAGUCUGAGGAAACUGUCUCGUCCGUGCCUCUGGCACGAAAACUUUUAACAGUUUUCCGUUUCCACCUGACGGCGAUGACGGGGAAAGACGGAGGGGGGGUGUAUGUACUGAGCUUUCCAGCUCGAUGUUGAACGAACGAUCGAGGGGUAGAGAAUAGGAAUAUAUGGUAUUCGUUGAGGGAUGUAUUAGGAUAGACGAAGAUCGGUGAAACUAAUAAGCGCAGAGGUGUGACUCGAUUAUCGACCAGGAAUUCGUGUGAAGACACUGCGGCAAGUGCUGGGGAUGGACAUUAGGAACUGAAUUUUAGCGCAUAGAUUUCUCUAUAGAUUCCUUAAUAAAGUGGAGACGCCGAAUUCGUAUAUCUCGAGAUCGAUAAUGAUCGGGGAUAGCGACGAAACGGAGAUCUGACGAUUGAAUCGAGGAAAAAUCAAAUCGUAUUUCACUAUGGAGACGAGUACACUCUGCUAGCUAGUCGGUAAUAAUGAAUUCUAGGUGUUACGAAAGAAGACGAACGCUCAAGGCAAAAGUCGAUCAUGGAGAUCCGUGUAUAAUACGCUAUCCACUACGAUGUUAGAUGUUCCUUGUACAUAUUUAAUGAAGAUGAUAAAGAAAAAAAUGAGAAGAUAAGUGAAUUUAUACUAUAAGUGAAAGCCAAAUACAUUUGCUACUUUCUAAGAGGACUCGUGUGCCGUUUGAUUGUCUGUUUUAUUCGUUUCCUCGUUCUACGUUACGCAUUUUCUCCUUCCUACGACCGAUUGUAAAACGUUGAAACGUGCGAGAUCAUUAGUAUUGUCAUCCAUCGAGCUCACCACCGACGAGUCGACCAGCUUUUUCUUUUGAUCGGUCAAAGGAUAUCUAAAUCAUGGUAAAAUAACGUGAGUCAUCGUUAUGAGAAAAACGUUUUAAUCGAAAGAACAGGUGCCUCCUUCACACAGGACACAACGUACCGUCCAACUUUUGCCACAGUUCAUUCAACCAUUAUAAUUUUCAGGAAGGAAAAAUAAAAAGAAAAUUGUACUAAUUGGUCGCUCUACAUAUUUUUUCUGUUCAAACGAAAUAAGACUGGAAAACUGAUCGCGUAUUCUAUUCAGAUAAAGAUAGAAAAUUGAUAUUGCUUUGCACCGAUCAAAAGUUUCGACUGUCGACCUCGUCCCAUUAAUGUAAAAUAAAAACCACGAUUCUAACUGACUCCAUAUCACGAAAAUUCGACGAUGGCGAACGUCUGCGAAACGGUGCACCAAUAAUUACCGUUUUUUCUACGCUUUUUGGUAAUCAGAAAUCUACCGGCGAUGAGUAGAUUUCGUCCCGCUCGAAUUACCAUGUACUGACAAACAAUUAUUGAAAGGAAUUUUUAACGGGAGACUCGAUUUACGUUUACUAUUCAGGGAUCCAAUCUUGAGAAAAUAAUAUUAUCAAAUGAUGAUAACAUUUUCAUUUUGAUCGUGACUCUCAUGCCUAAGAAACGUAACUUUCUAUCGUUACGUGGUAGCGCGGCAGAGCUACCGAGAUUGGAUAAAUUCCUGUUACAGCGUUAUGAGAAGAUUACAGGUCGUGAAACGUACAAACGUGCUAUUUGAUCUGCUGGCACACAAUUCAUUGCGCAACGUUUAAUUACAAGAAUGAUCAGUUGGUAACGCAACUGGGAACAACCGCACGUUACUGAAUAUCCGAUGUAAAUCGAGUAGGUAUACACGAUUAUGCAGAAGAGCGGCGGCUGGUCGAAGGAAAACUCAUACACCGUGAAACUGAAUCUAGCCGAGAGUCACUAGAAUUUAUGCUAGCCUGAGGAAUAACUCGGUAAUCGAUCCGUUUCGGAUUCGAAGCGUACGUGUCGUUUUUUUUUUUUAAAUGUAAAAAUAAACGUAUGCGUAUAAGUGUAAAGAUAAAUUUGUUAUUGUGCAUAACACACUGCCAUUUAACGCGUACAAGAAGAGUUUCGCCGGUCGAUUCGGACGUACGAGAGGCUGUAAACUUCAAUUGAUUCGAUUCUUUGAAGCAUAAUAUUAUAUCAUAGUGAUCGGUUUUUAACUGUUUUAGAUUCUCUCAGAUUCGCUGUUACAAAUAACGAUUAUGCUUCAGGGGAUUAAUUGAUGGACAGAGUUUAGCACUUUCACUGUUGUCAGAUAAUCAAAUCCUGUCUUUUAUCGAGCCCUUAUUUCACAUUUACACAUAUGUACGUGAUGAAUAAAAUCAAACGUCGCCUGAAUCAAAAUCAUUUUCGAAAUGAUACUCUAUUUAGGAAAUGGCAGUGAACGGGUUAAAAAAUGUUCCAAUGGCUGGUCAGUUUAAAAUGGAACCGCCAUACGAAGACCGAGCUUAAAGUGGGAAGAGAAAAAGAGGGAAACGUAUUAAUUAAAGAAUCAAAAAGUUUUUUGUACAUACGAUUAAGCGAUUAAAAUAAAACGAAUCAAAAGGACGUGUUUACGAUAUCCUCACCGAACUGCACGCGACGAUCGAGCAAUCUCGUCGAUCAUUUUCGGCGCCGUUUGUGGGAACCGGGGCAACAAAAAUUAAAUUGUACCGAGCGAUAUGUCUUUUUUAAGGUCACUUGCGGAAUUUCGUGAAGAGCAGUUACGUAAAUAAAUAUCAUUAAGUACGGACAAUCCGAAUAUACUAAAGACUAAAAAACGAGGAGGAAGAGGAGGAGGGGUAGGGGAGGGGGGGUUGAGAGCGAGUAAAGGUAGAUUUAAUUAAGCAGGAACCAUGAUCGGAAACACUGCGGCGGGGAUAAAACUCGGAACCGGUUAAACAGAUGUUUAAGAAAAUUUAAAUAACGUAUAUUAAAUACACAUAUUAUGGAUUGUAAUGAAUUCAUUAUGACGAAUAUUAUUACAUUUAUGUGAUUUUGAGCUGGUCUCGCGUUCCGCCGAAAGCGUAUCGAUUCUUUCGGCGGAGGGCGAGCCUACCUGUUACGUUUAACGUUUCUGUUAUCAGAUUGUAAAUAUAUAACAAAAUACGUGGUGAUAUUAA